Messenger RNA from Actinia tenebrosa (Australian red waratah sea anemone), 4177 nucleotides. RefSeq names its product DNA repair protein complementing XP-C cells homolog. Gene Ontology annotation, biological process: mismatch repair; nucleotide-excision repair. The record is from RefSeq and is a predicted model, not a curated record. NCBI's taxonomy places the organism in Eukaryota, Metazoa, Cnidaria, Anthozoa, Actiniaria, Actiniidae. Gene Ontology annotation, cellular component: cytoplasm; nucleotide-excision repair factor 2 complex; XPC complex. Gene Ontology annotation, molecular function: single-stranded DNA binding; damaged DNA binding.
AACAACAUUGCAUGCUGUUUAUCUCUGUUGCUCUAUAAACAUUUAGCGAACACUGUGCAUUUGAGAUCAUGGUUAGAAAGCGUAUUACUAGAAGCAUAGAUGACCUACCAGAGGUUCGCUUGGCCAAGAGAAAGAAGGUUGAAGAUCCAUGCGAUACAACUGCCUUAAUAGCUCCGUCCAAGUCGAAACGUACUUCAAGUUCAAAAGGUAUAACACCUGCAAGAAAAAGAAAACCAAAGUCAGAAGAAAAUGCUCAACAAAAUGGAUUUGCAUCUGAAUCUGAAGACAGUGAGGUUGAAGUUGCUGUUAAAAAGAAGCAAAGAGUAUCCAGAAGGUCUAACUUAAAGAAUACAAGGCAAAAUAAUGAAGAAAAACCUGAUGAAGUAGAAAAAACAAAAGAGAGAAAAACUUCUAAAAAACGUGGAAAGAAAAAAAUUCAAAAAGGAAAUGAGAAGUUGUGUUUGCAGAAGACUGAUGACACUUGUAUUGUCAACACAGAUGCUAUUGAAACCCAUUGCAAUGAAACACCUCUACAGGACAUCAAAAUGGAAAAUCUGGGGGGAAAUGCCAAAAGUGGUACAAAUAAACAUGCUAGAGGAAAAAAGGGGAAUAAUCCCAAAAUAAAUAAAAAAUCAUUAAAAGAAUCAGCAAAGGACAUAAAAUCAAAAUUGGAUGAUCAGUAUGAUGCUACUAGUAGGGUCAAUGAUUGGGUUAAGACAGAAAAGGCCAAGGAUGCUGAUUCUAGUGGUGGUGAAAGUGAAGAGGACAUUGACUGGGAAGAUGUGCAAGAGGCUGAAGGCCACCAUAGUGUAGACUUGUGUGAUAACAGUAGUAUAAGUUCAAGUACAGCUUGCAGUUCAGCUGUCACUAAAACAGAAGUGGAGAUUAGUAUACAGAUUCCUGGAAUGAAAGGAAAAAGGAAAAAGAAGACUGAAGAUGAUUUAUUAACAAAGAUUAAAAAAGCUAUGACAAGAUUCAAGAAACAAAUUCAAUUGGACAUGCACAAGGCACACCUUGUAACGUUGAUAGCGUGGGGGUUUAACAGAAAUGCAGUAUGCAAUCAACCUGUACUCCAGGCCUACUCUCUGUCAUUUGUUCCGUCACACCUUAUAACCAAAUCAGUCAAGAAAUGGCAAUCUGAAGAACUCACAAACCUUAUAACAUGGUUCAAGGAAGACUUCCCACCUUUUCAGCAGUUUAGAGAUGACUUGUCAAAGAAUGACAUGAUUCCUGUAUCACGUUACCCACAGAAUAUGGCAGAGGUUCUCGUUAUCCUCUUGAGGUCACUGGGUAUCUUAACAAGAUUGGUAGCAUCUCUUCAGCCUGUCUCAAUGAAGAUUGCGAAAGAUGGCAAAGCAGCAACCAAGAAAGCCAACGCUUCCAAGAUAAUGGAAAGCCCAUCAAACAGCAGCAUUCAAGCAACUCCUACUAGAGCAGGAAAACCAAGUGUUGUAUUAAAGUCUGAAAAUACUUUGGAUGACAGUGAAAUUAUGGAGACCAAACAGGCAAACACUCUAGAAAACAAUGCAGAUUCACCUGCAUCAAGUACAAGUACCUCAGUACAAUCUUCAUCACCAUCAUCUUCAGGUCAGGCAAAGGUCAAAACUAGUCCGUCUUCAUCACAAUCAUCUUCAAGCCUGCAAUCAAAGGUCGAAUCUAGUGUUAAGACGAGAUCAAAUCAAAAUGAGACACCUAGGAAAACAAAAUCAUCCACACCUAAAGUGGGAAAUAAAAAAGAAAAAGAUGAAAAUAAAGUAAAAGAUGCUGCAAGCGGCCCAAAAAGAAAGAGGCUUCGGAAACAAAAAAAGGUGAAUUAUGCAGACAAUGCAGACUCUGGAAGCAACAGUGAAGAUCAACUGAGCAGUUAUUCUGAAGAAAAAAGCAACAGUGAAUCAGAUGAAGAAUUCGAGAAAGAAAUAAGCUACAAAGCACCAGUCAAGAAGCCUGCACCUUCAAAAGGAAAAACAAACAAGACCUCCCUCACAUCCAAGGUCAAGAAAAGUCCAUCAGUCGUAGAAAUGAUUGAUGAUGAUGAUGAGUUUGAGAUAAGUAGUAAGCCUCGUAUUUUUAGGAGACAAUCAUCACAAAGCUCUAAGGAAGGAAAAAGCCCAGUCCAGAUAAUAUCUGACGAUUCAGAUGAAGGGGCUACUGUAAGAAAGAACAAAGCAGGAACAGAUAUGUGGGUUGAAGUCUACUUGCCAACCAGCAAAUCUUGGAUGUGUGUGGACUUAGUUUCCUACAGUGUUAAUCAACCUGAACUGUGUGAAAAGUAUGCCAGUAAUCCACUCUCUUAUGUCCUUUCUUUUGAUAAUGAAAAUAGUGUUAAAGAUGUUACUGAGAGGUAUGCUUCCGAAUGGUUGUCCAAAACUAAGAAGUUCCGUAUUGAUGCAGAAUGGUGGGAAGAAACUCUACUGCCAUAUAAAACCAAGAAAAAGAAAAUGGAUGAAAUGGAGAAUUCCCAGUUGUUAGCUCAACAUCAAGAAAGGCCUUUACCUCAAAGUAUAACAGAGUACAAGAACCACCCCUUAUAUGUUUUAAAGAGGCAUUUACUAAAGUUUGAAGCUAUCUACCCCGAGACAGCAGCCACUCUAGGGUUUAUCAGAGGUGAAGCUGUUUAUUCUAGAGAUUGUGUACAUUUGCUCCAUACAAGAGAGAAAUGGAUGUCUUUGGAUGCCAGGGUAGUAAAGCAAGGGGAAGAACCAUACAAAAUUGUGAAAGGCCGUAUGAAGAGGAACCAACCAGUAGUUGACUUAACUAGCACAGUUACUAUUGACUUAUUUGGACAGUGGCAGACUGAAGAGUACAAACCUCCUCCAGUAAAAGAUGGAAAAGUCCCCAGGAAUGAGUAUGGGAAUGUUGAGCUGUUCAAACCAAGCAUGUUACCACCUGGAUCAAAACAUAUAAAGAUUCCAGGCAUCCAGAAAAUUGCCAAAAAGCUUGGUAUUGAUGGAGCACCGGCAGUGGUUGGGUUUGACUUUCAUUGCGGAUUUUGCCAUCCAGUUAUUGAUGGGCUGGUAGUGGCUAAAGAAUCUGUUCCUGCCUUAAUGGAUGCAUGGAGACAAGAACAACAAGAAGCAGAAAGAAGAAAGGAAGAAAAACGUGAGAAGAGAGUGCUUGGAUACUGGAAACAGUUUGUCAAAUCUUUACUGAUCAGGGAACGGCUAAAAAGAAAAUAUGAUACUCAGGAGUCAAGAACGUCAGAACAAAGUGGUGAGCAACUUGAAGAUGAGAAAAUUUCAAGUGUAGCUGUCUCAUGGCCACAAAACAUGAAACAAGGAAAAACAAGCAUCAAAGAUGAAGGUCACUGUCAUGUUUUCCCCAAGAGGCUUCACAAGAAAGACAAAAUCAAUGGUGAAUGGACAAAAUCUUGUACUUGUGGCUUCACUCUACCACUGGACAAAUAGGAUUGACCUGUUAAUGUUUAUAAUAAAUAUUGCAAUAAUUAUGCAGUACAUGUAGUGCUGCUGGUUAACAAAAUAUCAAUGUAGCAUAUAUGAAUUACAGUUUGUGUAUGAGUACAAGUAUAAUGCAUUGGCAUACAAAAUUCAUAAGAUGGACAAAUUGAAGUUAAAACAGAUGGAGGGUUGAUGCUUUAAGACAGACAAGACUACAAGACUGUGCACAUGUUGUAUGCCACUUGCAUAGUUACAUGCCUAGGAUCUUGGUGCAUUUAAAAAAACAUUGUGACAUUGUGCCAUAUCAGACAAGCCAGUUGUUUUGUUAAUGUUCCUUGCAGUGUGACCCAAUAUAGCAACUAACAAUCAUAAGGUGUGAUAGAUAAAGGCUUGAUGACAAAAGAUGUCCUACAGUAUGCCAAUGUUAUGUGUGGUUCAUGGCAUAUCUUAGUGUUUAGUAAACUGCUUGUGUCACAGACAAACCAAAUAUUUGUUAAUGUGUUCCUUGUAGUGUGCCCCAAUAGUAUUUGUCAAUCAUAAGGCGUGACAGAUAAAGGCUUGAUGACAAGAUGUCCUAUGCCACUGUUAUGUGCGGUACAUGGCAUACUGUAUAAUUGUAAAUUGCUUGUGUCGCAUCAGACAAACCAGUUGUUUUGUUAAAAUGUUCCUUGCAGUGUGCCCAUCAAAUCAUCAUGAUAAUGAUUGUUUUGUACAGCAACAAGAUAUAUUUCUAUAUGUAAUUUAAUAAUAUAUACAUGUAUUAAACUUGUUUUUAGUAUAUA